AUGCCAAAGAAAGAUAAGAAGAAGGCCAAGACCUACAGUACAAUCACCACAAAAUCAGGGGAAACUUUGAAAGUCUUUGAAGAUUUGGAAGAUUUCAAUGUUUUUUUGAAAAAUGGGGCAGAAGAUGACGAAUACGAUAAUAUCCAUUGCCAAUUGAAAUAUUACCCACCUUUUGUAUUGGCAGAAUCUCAUAAUGAUCCAGAAAAGAUUAAAGAUACUGCCAAUUCGAAUUCCAAGAAAUUCGUAAGACAUUUGAAUCAGCAUGUGGAAAAACAUUUGUUGAAAGAUAUUAGAAACUCAUUGGACCUUCCAGAUUUGAAAUUCAAAGAUAAAUCAAAAGAGAAGACUAAUGAAAAUAUGAUUUGGAACUAUAGUGACGUCUCACAGUCCAAAAUAAAUCAUAAAAAAUUCAAAAUCGAUAUUAGAGUAACGGCCAACCAUUAUAAUGCAAUGGUAGAUGUAGAUUAUAAAACGGUUCCUAUUGCUGAAAUUGCUAUGGAACCUGAGAAUACUUUGAUUUGA
Henningerozyma blattae CBS 6284 is the source of this 522-nucleotide messenger RNA. RefSeq lists its product as uncharacterized. The record is from RefSeq and is a predicted model, not a curated record. Lineage: Eukaryota; Fungi; Ascomycota; Saccharomycetes; Saccharomycetales; Saccharomycetaceae. Gene Ontology annotation, biological process: energy reserve metabolic process. The transcript has a single exon. Bases 1 to 522 code for a protein of 173 amino acids.